GUCAUGUGCUCAUCUCGACAGCGAAACAUCACAAAAAUGGUUUGUGCUAGUAUGAACUCGUAAACGACACAUUUUGACAUUUUUACAUCCCUGGCAUCAUGGGAAAGACUUUGGACGAGUGCUACGAGGUUUUGGGUUUGGAUUUUAACGCAACAGAAGGUAUGUUACCCGAUAAACGAGAGAGAGUGCUGGAUUUAGUGUGUGGUUUUCACACCUUUUCAGUCAUCAUGUAGCGGAAUGCAUGUUAUACUAGCUAUUGCAAGUUUACAGUCUUAUGUUUAGAAUCAUGCUUUUCUCAGUUGAAAGCAGCGAAUUAUCAAGGAAUUCUGAACAGCAAGCGCGAAAUUACUUUCAUAUGAAACAGACAACCUGCGAGCAAAACAGCUGCCUUCAUUCUGGCUCUUUAGUCUGUUAAAAGCUUAUCUGUCAUGAAUCAAGUGAAAUAUCCUUCUCUUUUUCAGCUGAAAUCAAGAGUGCCUACAGACAAAAAGCUCUUAAGUGUCACCCUGAUAAGGUACUGUGGAAUCUUUUUAUUUUAAAUAUUAUUAGUUUAAGUGCCAUAUUAUUUAUCUGCAAGAGGACUAACGAUUAUACGACCUCCCUAUGGAUGAGCAGUUUCCUACGACAACUCACCUUUUUGUCCAAACCCUUCCGCUUUGGACACUCAUCCAUGGGGAAGGGGCAAUAAAUAAAAAUUGCUCAUCCCAAGGCACUCAUCAAAUUACUUUUCUAUAUGCUUGCAACAGCCACCCCAUUUAAAUCCUCGAAGAUCCCUUUUAACACCAGAGCACUGUCUUCAAAUUUACUCCAACCAAAAGGAGAUUAAGCAUAUCUCACCCUCCAAUAUCAGAGCCAGUGCUGAAACUGCUCUCCCCACUUACACAAUGUACUCCAUUUCUCUCCCAACCAGUACUAAGGGCUUUUAAAGUUGGUUGUCCCCUAAGCCUCGCGAGUUUCUGCGAUUCACGUAUUUCUAGUUCUAGUAAUAAGCGAAGGUUAUAGAGUGGGGGCAACACCCAUCGAAGGUCAAAAUGUUGUGGCUCCAAUGGUAUGCUUUGCAUAAGUUUUACACGAUAGAUAGUUAAAACAUGCAUGAUCAGAUUACAAGGAAACAAGGUCCAAAUGCACAUGAUCAGAUUGUCUUCUGUGCAUUCCAUUCAUCCUUAGUGGAAGUCUAAUCAAAGGCGACCACAUGUGUGCUGUGCAUGCGUAAUAGCAAUCUGGAGAUUUGGAUCGCAGGCUCCCCUUGUCACCCACAAAUAUUUUGUUUUUGCACUCCUGUUUUGCAAUUUUCUUGGUCACCAGCAAGAAAAUGUAAAUGGUUGAUGUUGCAUUUUAUGCUCUGGUCAUUCUUGUGUCUGCAGAAUCCAGAUGAUCCUUCAUCAACGCAGAAAUUCCAAGAACUGGGACAUGCAUACAGGCGAUUAAUGGGUAAGAGUUCAUAUUUCAUAAGCGGGUCACUGCAGAAAACCAUGUAUUGGAAUGCUUGAGGAACCAGGCACAACGCAAAAGAGCUUCUCUAAUUUUGACAAGGUGAAAGUGAAGUGGGCAGGUACACUGCAGUUAAAGCUGUCAGUAGUGUAAUCUGCACUGAAGUGGAUGAUUGUACACCCUUUUCAAAAAAUGGAAAGGUAUAAUGACUCACAUGUAUACAGAUAUUGGUUAUAAGCAUUUAAGGCAUUGAUAUACAUUCUUUCAUACGUGUAAACAAAAUAAUAAUAAUUGUUAAUUAGCGGUAUUUAUUUGUAUCUGCUCCAUUACAUGCAGCCGUCAAAUACACUUAGGCUUAAAAGUCUCCUUUCAACCACUUGUUUGGGAUGGAAUAUCUGUUAUGAUAUGAUAUUGCACUCAUAAUUCAGUCAUGUAUAUCAAUAAAAAUGAUGAUGAUGAUGAUUAUAAUUCCCCUUAACAGUGUUUAUGGUGCAAAUGUUAGUAAGGCCAAUCAAACAACUGUUAAAGCAAAUAUUAAGUACCGGUAACAGGAUUAGGGUUAGAAUCCGAACUGGCAAUAGGCAAACCAUUUGGCUAUUUACAAGCAUGGCCUUGGGACUACUGCGUAAAAAUCCAGUUGGGCGGUACUUGAGCUCUGGACCGGCAUCUAUCCACUUGCUAGCUCGAGUAUUGCAAGCAGCUAACAGUGUCAGUUGUAAGCAUGUGGUAUUCAUGCUGUUGUUAGCAAUAUGUGUCCUGUAUUGGUCCCUAUGGAGGAUUGUCAAAAGUUGUAAGAAUAAUUUUUUUUAUUCAAUACUUUUUAAGUGAUGGCCCUCUUUUUUCUUAUAAUGUUUUUUUGUUACUUUUCAAACUUUUAUUGAAUCCUGCACAGCGUUACAAUACUAAUGUUACAUGGCAAUGCAUGAUAUUACAUUGCAAUAAAUUACAAAUACAUUACAUUACCUUACACUAUGAACUUAAUGGUAAAGUAACUACAGUCGAAUCCCGAUAACUCGAACCUUCAAGGGAAAUAGAAAACAGUUCGAGUUAUCGAGGGUAAAAUUAUAUAGAAAACGAUCUGAAGGGAAAUGAAAAUUGAUUCGAGUUAGCGGGAGGUUCGAGUUAUAGAGGGUUCGAGUUACCGGGAGUCGACUGUAUACAAAAAAAGAAAAAUAUGUUCUAAGUAGUGUGUCUGCCCAUUAAUGUGUUGAUUUUGUAAGUCAUUGUUUACUCCAGCGUUUGGAACUAAAGAUCCAACAUUCACUAUGAAUGACACUUGGUGCUUUUGUUUGCUAAGGUGAAGAAGACAGUGAUGAGGAGGAUGAUUACGAUGACGACGAUGAUAUGGAUCUCUGGAGAGAUGUAUGUCACAGCUUUAGACAUUGUUAAUUGUGCAAUACUGUAUAGCUGGAAAGACAGCUGAGUUAUAUGUCAGGGUUUGGAAAAACAACUGGGCAGGCGCCGGUUAAUAAAAUUGUAUCUGGUCAAACUCAUGUUUGCAUGGACACGAUCCAUUCUUUGUUAGUCAAAUAGUGUUCAGUAAUAGCACAUGAAAACUAAUGGACCUCUGAAAGGAUAAGCCUUGUAAUAGAACUAUAUAACAGACACUAAAAAUAAUGGCUAGACAACAAACACAACCAGCCAUCCAAUGUUUUAACCAAGUUAAUAACCAUUUUUGAGCAGAUAUUGCAGAGCAUGGUAAAAAAACUUAAUUUCAGCUAAUCCUUCUUUCAAGUCCUGUAUUUUCUGUGACCGCUUAUGAGCCUCUCUCUCUCUCUAUUAAUUUCUUCAAUACUCCUGUUAAAAACCAUGACUGGCUUAUCAGUAUUCCUCAUUUCCCAUGAAUUGGCAUUUUUUAGUCUUUGUUAGCCUCCAGAAAAAGUUUGUAUGAUUUUACUUCAUUUUUGAUAAGAAAUGCAUAUUCCUUUGUCAGGUACCGGAAAAAAAUCUGUGAGGGUGUGCUUAAAAGUAGGCUAAUGAACAGUAUGCUCUAGUAUAGUGUUUUUUGACAGUCCUAUACACAGGGUUCAUACAGUCUUGAAUUCUUGAAAAAGUCUUAAGUUUGCAAAGCAACUUUUCAGACCUGGAAAAAGACUGGAAGAUAAAGAUAAAGUCUGGAAAAAUGGUAAAAAUUGUGUGUUUUUUUUUUCAAAGUUACAGCAAGUGCUUAAUAAGUGAAUUUUUUUCUGGUAGUCAAAUCCCAUUCAAUCUUGCCCGCAGCUAAGAAUUUAAUCAUAGAAAGAGAAAUUUCAUAACUCUCUUACGUUCGCACUGCACCUUUGUUACCGUACAUUUCCAAUACAUCAUGAAAAAAGCUUGGUUCCUGCUGUGUUGUUCAAGGUCUCUAUUGAUUACCUAUUCGAUAACCUUGAGUCCAGAAAAAUAAAGUCUUGUUUUGGAAAAAGUCUGGAAAAAGUCUUGAAUUUUGGAUCCAAAAAUCUGUACAUGUGCAAACCCUGGUUACAAAAUGUUGAAAUUAGAAGAUCAGGAGAUGUAUUUAAUGCUUCUACUUAAAAGUGUUUUUUGAAAUAUUGUCCUCGUACAAAAAAUGCACCAUAAACCUUUUUUGUUGUUGUUGUUUUUCAGUUUUUCUUCUUUUUGUUCAGAGAUGAAAUCAUGGCUAAAGGUAAAUUAGUGUCAAAAGUAGUAUUAUAAAACUAUGCAAAUUAAGCUUGAGUAAUGGCAUUAUUAAUUUAUAAAGGUUGAUGCCAUUUUAUUUUGAUACACAAUGUAAUCUCUGCCAAAAGUACCCAAUCAGUAGAAGACACUUGGGUACAUGUACUUAGGUUGUUAGGUACAUGAUGCAGGGUGUGCCAAAACUUAUGUGCGAUUGUCUAGGACAGGUAGAAAUUUAGUUCAGACAUGUAAACCUUUAACAUGACUUGUCCGUGGGACAAGUGCAUUUUUAAUAAGAAAAAAUAAAGAAAAAGCUGAAAAUUGCCUUCAAAUUACAGUAGAAUAUUCAAAUUAAUCUUAAAAGUCAUAAAAGCAAACCUUUUACCUGACAAAAUAAGGUUUAAUAUUCCUUUUAACUUUGCCAUCCCACAGUCAUUUCAUUUUUGUUUUUAGGAGUUCCAUUUUAGGUUUAAGUCAAAAACAAUUUAUGAGGGUAAUAAGGUGAUUAGAAACAUGAAAUACCUGAUUGUUUUUGAGUUUUGAGUUUCGAGCCAAACUUUUUGGACAAGAACUCUUGGAUUUCAGACAACCAAAUUUGAUAAUUAUAGUGCUUGUCCGUAGGACAAGUAGAUGGGAAAAUUUUUCUCUUACUCUGUACAUGUAUGAGUAUAUCCUCUGUGAAUUAUUAAUAUCUUCUUAAACUUUUGUAACGUUUAGCUGGCUCUAUGCACAUAUACUCUGUUAUAUUAUAUUUUUACACCAUACAAGAUGGAAAUGAACCUAAUGUAUUUUUCUCUUAUUUAUUAUCAGCAGUAACUGCAUGUAUUUUCUUUCUUAUUUUAUUGUAGUUAGAUGUAGAUGCAAGAAAUGUGGAAGGUAUGUGUACCAGUAAUAUACCAACCUCCAAGCUCAACUUGAUCUCCUUUUGGCAACCUCAAAUAAUGGUUGCAACACAUAAAACAUUGGUCACCAAGGAAAAAAAAAACACUUUGUACAAUAUUACAUGAAGAGUUAACCGAAAUACAGUAAUAAUAAUGACAAUAAUAAUGUUUAUCCAGGGAGCCCACUUGCAUUAGCAGUUUACAGUGGUGCCCUGCAAAUCAUAAAUGACAAGAUGACAAAAUGACAAAAAAAAUGACCUACUUUAUAAAAACUAAGAAAAGGGAUAAAGAUUGAUUUACAAAUAAAACUAAUUUUAAAAUAGUUUAACAGUUAGAUAGGGCAUUAUUUACAACGUCUUAAACUUUGCCAUAAAUAACCCUGAUAACUCAAACUCAGAUACUUCAAACUCCCUGUUAACUCACCCUACGUUGUAAGUCCACUCUACCUUGGAUUUCACCCCAUCACCUAUCAGUCAUUUUUACUUGGUUAACUGAAACUCAGGUAACUCGAGCUCUUGUUGAUAACUUUCUGCCAUCAGAAUAAUUUAAAAUCAAAAAUAGUUAAUGUAACAAUUUUUUGUCUGAAUUGUCUCCUUUUUAGUGGAGGUGAUGAGGAUGAUGAUUUUCUAGCCUCGCUGGCAAAGGUACAUUUAAGUUCUAAUUGAUGAAGUCACUGUCGUAUUGUCAGGGUAUUAUGGCAAGUUGAGUAAAGAUGUUAAAAAAUAUAUCAUGAGAAAGAAGUUUAGAAUGUUUAAACUAAAAAUCAUUUUAUCUUAGUUACUGGUACCUCAUUCUCCCUAUUUCAACGUUGGUUUACAGAGAACGAGUUGGCCAUUGUUCCUCUGUUGAAGAAACUAGCUCAUAGACCAGACCACAUUUUUCAGAUGUACGUGCUAACGCUCUAGGCAACGAGUCGCUGCAACAUGACAUGGCGGCAAAUCACUCUGUGUGAAGAGGUCGGGCAUUAAGUUGCUGCAACAAGUUACGCAACGUGUCGCAAUAACAAAUAGCUUUGUGUCUACUGGAGAAUUUUUGUGCAAAUCUUGGUCUCUGCAACAUAAUUUUGUUGCCACAACAAGUCUGACAAAUUCUUGCAGAUUUGAUUUUGUGACUUGUUGCAGCAACAAAAUGCUGUUGCAAAGUCAAAUAUCUUCACAAAAAUUCUUCAGUAUACAUGAAGCGAUUUGUUGCCCCAAUGCUUGUCAUCUAGUGCGUUCUGACCAUGUCCCUCUUCAGCAAUUUUUUUGCAAUGUAAGUUUCUGAUCCUCAAAUAUUGGUGACAAUUGUUGCUCUGUAUUGAUUUAUCAUUGUAGGAGCAAGAAGAGAAAUAUCAGUUCACAGAAGAAGAGGUAUUUAGUCAUGCUUACCUAAACAUAGAAAAGGAGCAUUAUUUUUGUGGCAAAGUAUUUAGCACAAAGAACUUGUUGCUGGGCAGUCUCCAAGGGUCGAGGACCAGGAAUUUUCCCUGGCUAGUAUGAGCAUGUCCUCCUGGCUAUUUUCAUAGGAAACAUAGGGGAAAUAAAACUAAAAGAAUAUUACAGCUAUUCAAAUCUUAGUGACAGUCAUCAAGCAAACUGUUUUUACAUCCCAUCCUGGCCAUGGAGACAAGACGGCCAUUUCUAUUGGUAACCUAAGCUAUGACAAGGUAUAGCCAUUUGCAGGUCAAAGGAAGUUCUGUUCUUCUGCCUUCCUCAUUUUAAGAUCUUGCAUAUUGGUCCAGCCCAGUGACAUCCCACUCUGCAGAAAACAGUGCCACUCAUUGGCUUUUAUUUAGAUAGUCACAUGCUGGGCAGCAUGUCAGUUAAUUCUUUCAAGCAGGGGGUCAUAUGGACCAUCUGAGGGGUCACCAAGACCACAUGCUAAUUUGUCGUCAUCUGUCGGGUCAGGAAGCCUUCUUUGUCGGGUCAUUAACACAACAUGGAACACUGGUUGGGGCUUAUAAUAUCAUUUGUUACCAUUUUAUGUAUACCAUAAGAUUGUACCUUUGGAUAUGGCAAUUGUAAAUAAUAUAAGCUGAGUGACUACGCUUCAAAGUUAUGUCAGUUUAUAAUGUAUCAUUCUUCCAAGAUUGUGUCUCACACAAAAAAUGCAAUCAGUCGAAGAAGAACAUGCCCUUACCAUCUAUAGCAAUUAAUUUGAUCAAAUAUUAUCAGAUAUGUCAUCCUUAAAAUCUCUGGUAGUUGUAAAAUUGUGUUUCUCUUGCAAUCCUGAGGUUUUUGGUGUGGUUUCUUUCUUUUUUCAACAGAUGGCCCAGUUCACAAGUUUUGCAAGUCUUAAAGAACAAAGAGAGGCAAACAAACAAAAAUUUUGUAAUGUGAGUAACAACAAGUCAUCAAAAACUGUUUACUUGUAUAAACAAGCACUUAUAACCUCAUUUAUCAUUACAACAUUUUAUUUGAUUUUCUUCACAGAAGAACAUAUCUAGCCACAAACCUGAGCAGAAAUCAGAUAAGGGGAACAAGGUAAGAUUUCUUGAAGUUUCUGGCUUUGUUUUUUAAACAGUAUAGAGAUGUGAGAUACAGCAGACCUUCAAAAUGCUCCUGCUUUUUACUUUUGGCCAAAAGCUUACUUUUUAGGUUUUUACUCUUCCCCUCCUUCUUUUUAUAUUCUUUUGUAAUCAUUCAUUCCACACACUGGUUCAGGGAUUUUUCAGUGGCAGUGUUAAUGGGUCCUGUAAGGUCGGCUUUGGCUGGUUGCCAUAACAGCCUCUUAGCUGCUGAGCAGAUUGUUUCCUUUCUUUGAUGCUACCUUUAUGGUACAUUACCUCUAGUUCUUCAGUUGACUUAGAAUUUAAUGGUGCUGUUUUUUCAAAACGUUUUCAUUACGCUGCAGAAGGAUUCCCGUUGAUACCAGUCUGUGGCAUAGGGGUAUCCAGGUUAGCUACAGAUAAUCAUUUAAAGAUGAUCUCGCGGCCAGUCUUUUAUAGGUUGUGGAAUGCAUUACUGGUAGGGGUGCAACCGUGACCCAACAAACAUAAUUAUAAGAAGUGAGUCAGUAUCAAUUUCAAUCCAGGUAAUCUCAGGCUCUCAAUAUUCCCUUUUAGCCAAAGCUAAAGAGCAACAAACAGCUAAAACGUGAACAGUGGAAAAAAGAAAAGGUAAGAGCCAUUCUUUUUCUAUGUUCCUUCUGCUGCUGUUUGAAUUUAAUGAUACAUUAUUCAACUUAUCGGUAAUUUUUCUGCUUUGUAUUCAUUAAUUUACUUUUUAUUUCUGUUUUCUUUUUCUUAUUUGUAGGAAAUAUCUGAAAUAGCAGCUCAAAUUAAUCAAAAUCCAAAACAACAAGAAAAAAAGGUAUGUUGUGCAGCUUUGACAUGAACCAUAGGGACCCCUACUCACUGCUGCUGAGUUCGCCAUUUUCGUCAAAUUUUCCACCUUCUAAGGGACCCCUCUUCACAUCCCAUGUUCACCAAACCCUGGUGAAUUUUCACGUUAUAUGCCAUUUUUGCCACAUUCCCUUGGUUAUCACCUUUUUCCAUGUUGAUUAUGAAAAUUUGUCAAAUUCACCAUUUUUGUCGUUUUGUGCAUUUUAGGAUGGCCAGGUAAAUUUUUGGUUUCUUGAACAGGCUCUCCUUAUGCUGUUGAACCCUAUUUAAAGAGACUAAGACAUAAGAGCCUUUGAGUCCAUUGCAAGAUUGUCAUCUUUCUGUGAUUUAUCUCAAUUAUUGUUACAUUUGGUCCUAGUUAUUUGUAAAACAAUUUUGGAGAAAAAAUUUACAAAAUGUUAAAAUCACCAGAAGAUGAAAACCAUUGUCUUUUAUCUGUUGAGUUAACUAGAUCUUUGUCCAAACUCUUUCAAUUUGUUGUUUCAUCACAGGCAUUCAAGAAGAAAGACCAUUACCUAGAUAAAAGGUAAAUAAUCCAGUCAACAUAAAACCAUUUCUGAGUUGGAAAAAUUCCCACUUUCAAGUAAAUGUUAUUUGUUUUGAAUAAGAAGCUUGGGAGAAAGGGAUUGUUGCUCAAUUUCCAAGUAUUUGUUAAUUCAUUCAUAUGUUUGUUUAGUUUUACGGUUGAUUUUACUGAAAUGUUACUUUAUUUUACAGCUCCAAUCAACCUGUGACUUUGGAGACAGACUCUACUAAAGAACAGACAGAUCAUGCUUCUUACAAUAAGAGGAAUACAAGGAAGAAAAGGAACCGAAAAGUAAGACUGCUUCCGUAAUAAGGGUUCUACAAGUUGUUACCUUUCUAACAGUAGGGUUAUGUUACCCAUAUUCUUCAACUACUUCAUAGGAAUUCAGAGGAGUUAAUCAAAGGGCAUCAUAAUGUUGUUUCAUGUUUUCCUUCUGAGAAGUUGAAUAUGCCACAUACUUGUCAACAUAAGGUUACUUUAAAUGAGACUUUUAACUUUUAUCCCCUGAUUUCGAUGGUUGGCGAAAAUGUCAGGUUAUACACUUGUGUUGAUCUCUGUUUAUAAGUGUAUGGCAUUGAGGAACCUGCCAAAUCCUGGCCUUACCUGAUAUAAGUGCUUGUUUCCAAAUUAACACCAUGGCAAAUGGUGCAUUUAUAAAAGCAGUUUUCCCAUUUUGUCAAAAGUUUUGACUGGCAGACUUGCAGCAAAUGGGAACAUUACCAAGAGACAAACUGGCAUAUCAAUAUUUUUAUUUAUUGCAACAUGCAUACUGCAGUGUUUUUUUUUGUUAUUUAACACAGUUUCCUGGAAUGCUCCCAAUAAGGCAGCCUGAAAAGCUUAACCUGUUUUAUAUUACACCCUUUUUAACUAUCAAAAGUAAUUCCUAACUUUUCUGUGAAACAUUGCUUCAGGUCAAUGUUAUUGAUAUAAUGCAAAGUUAGAGAGAAAUAGUUUCAGUACCUGUAAUUGAAAUUUAUGUACAAUCACUCUAUACCUACUAACAUAACAAAAACGAAUUCAUAGGCUAUUAGAUCUUGUUUGUCAGGUCAUCUCCGAUAUUGUUUUGGUCAGGUGAUAUUACUUAUCUUAGAGGUAUUUUAUCAUUCUGGUUUGGCAAAAUAGUUACGAUUUUUUCUCUUUAGAAAUCAAGGAAACAGGAAAACCAAGAAACAGACUGUAACCAGGAAAGAAGUAAUAGUUUCAGAACCACUUUCCAACAGAGAGUAGCCUCCAGCUCAGUAACCCAAAAUGGCAUCAAAAAAGUCCCUCUUAAACCAGAGACCACCAAGAGACAAGAUGAUGUAACACUGCCACAUCACACUAAUUAUGCUCAACAAAAAAUGAAGCCAUCCUGCAAUCACAGAAUUUUACCAGAAAUGGGAAAUAACUCAGCCGUAUGCCCCAAAUGGGUAGGUCUUGGGUAUUAAACAUACUUGAUAAACAUGAGCCAUCAUAUAAGUUGCUCAUACUAUGAAGUAAAGUUAUCCAGAAAAGAGUGAAGGAAAAAUCGAGGUAAAGCUUCAACUUCUAAAUCAGGGUCCCAUGAAUGACCUACUCAAGUAUUCUGAACGUUUUCAGCUGAUCAAGCAACCAACCGAAUUCCCCAAUCACCAGGUAACCCUUAGACAGACUAUUUUGCAAUUUACAAGUUUUAAAUGGAGAGAAAUAAUUAAGGAUAUUUGAAGCAUGAGAUAGUCUUGUUUACCCAAGAGUGAACAAGGGAAAACAAGAAAAAACGGAAAAUGAUAUGAAACAAGAAUGCUACUAACUUAAACGAGUUCAGACUUCAUAUCAAUCAUUUUUUUAUUUUAAUUUUUUUCAAUCAAAUAACCUGUUCCAGGCGUUCAGAUAGUACAGCACGGGAGAAAAAUUCACGAAAAGAAAAGGAGGGGAAACUAGAGGGGGAAAGGGGGAGAGAGCUCUCGCUCUCGCUCUCCGCCCCGUUUUGCCGGUGUACAAUUUAACUCGCUCCCCACUGACCACCGCGCUCUACUAGCGGAACGCCUGGAACAGGCUAUCAAUCAAAGAACUGGGAUGCUUGGUUGACAAUUGUUAUUUUUAUUAAUCUUGCAAUAUCUGCUUUUGUAUUGCAGCCUGAGAGAGGGUCGUUUCAAAAUCCCAGAACAGUUGCUACAGACUCAAGAACACCUUGUGCAUCAAACAUUUGGCAAAAGAGACAGGAAAAACAGCAGUUCCUGGCAGAACUUCAACCAGCUAAUCAAACAGAUGAGGAACUGCAACUAAAAAUCGCUUUAGAACUGAGUAAAAAGCAAGCAGAAAUUGAUGAACAGCAAAGGUAGAGAUAAAAAUUUCCGGAAAACCCAAAUACAGUUAAACCUCCGGUCCUCCCGUCGCUUACAGGUGGUGGUUGAGUACGAGAAUCAACCCACAGGUGAUCUCUUCCGAGAAGAGUUCACGACACAUCUACAUUUUGGAGGAAAAUUUAUUGCAUGCACUUUCUAAGUUAAGAUGUGUGCACUUCCAUGUUGUUACUCAGUGUUCUUGAUAUACCCUGAGUGGCAAAAAAAAUACUGCAAACAAAGAUGUCACACCAUGCAUCAAGCGGUCGCUUACAAGAGGUUAAAAACAAUGGAAAUUAUAAAACUGUCUGCCCAAAGAGUGGUCACGGUCACUUGGGAGAGGUGGUCAUUUACGAGAGUUUUUAAUAUUAUAUAGAGGGGCUUUGACUGGAAAAAUGUUGGUGUUUUGUAUAGACUGUUACUUAUAGGAGGUAGUCGCACAUGGAGGUUCGACUGUAUUGUCAGAAAUAGGCAGCAGUGGUUAAAAUAACUGAAGCAUUUCAAAAAAAACUUUGUAAUUGUUCUGACCAUCUAGACGUACUAACAACAUAGCAAAGGGAUUAAAAAAUGCAUUGAUGCCCAUACUUUUUUCACAUUAUGUGUGCCUCAGCAUACUCUCUCUCACUAUUCCCUCCUCCCUCCUCCCUCCUCUCAAGAAAGAUUAAGGACGUUAAAAUAGUUGUUGCAUUGAAGGUAGACUGAGAUAUACGAAAAAAACUUGACUUACCUGUUUCUUCUUUUCUUGGCAGAGAAAUCAGCAUCUUGGAGAAACAAGUGAAGGAAACACUUCACAUUGGAAAGAGUGCUCAACUGGAGUCUGUGGGCAACAGUGGUUCCACUGAUCCUGGUGGUUAUCCACCUGCAGGGGAUUCCCUUUGGAGUGAGCAAGAAUAUGAUGUGGUGGACCCUUUGGAGAUGGAAGAACAAUGUGAUGCGGAGGAAGAGUGGGUUGUGGCUUCAGCUAGUGAAGAAGAAUGGGGUGAUACUGAUAAGGACGAUAAUGAGGCCGAUGAAUUUGUGCCAAUGACCGAUGAAGAUGAGUGGGAUAACUCUGGUCGCGGUGGAGCCGAAGGGGCUAAGAGCCCCCUGAACUCUUUCAAUGACCCUAAUGAGAAGCACCGAGAUAAAUUGCCUGCCAGCAGCUGUGACUUUGGUGGAAGAGAUGAUGUAAUGCUGCAUAACUCAGUAAUGCAGUUGUCUGAGUAUUCUGCAGAUGACGGCCCACAAGCUUGUCCUUAUGGGAAGAAUUGUUGCCUGGGAAAGCGGUGCAAGUACUCCCAUCCUGUGUCUGUUGACAAGAGGAAGAGACAAAAAUCAUUUAUUGACGGGUUUGUAACUCAGGAUGAGCAUGACUCUACCAGAAGUGUGAAAAAGGAUGUUGAUAACAAUGACGUUCAUAACUUUGAGGAAAAACAUGACGUUUCGCUCGGUGUGUCUGGUAAAGAGCUACCAGUGUCUACUUUCUCUGAUGUCAAUUAUUCUGCAAUCAGCAAUGGGCGUUCACUCAGCACGGCAAAAGCUGACCCUGACGAUUCCUCCCCAAACGACCCUGUGGAAGUUAUAGAACCAGAAGUAUCUGCGAUGAAACUCCGUGAAAAUUCCAACCAGCCUUUACCAGUUACCUCCAAAUUUGAAAACAUUAGCCCAUCUUUGAUGAACAAUAUUAUGCCUGGCUUGAAGUCCUAUGAAGAUGGGCCAUUACCAACUCAGGAGAAGCCCAAAAUGAGCAGUGCUAUAAACAGUGACGGUUAUGGAGGAGUGGAACGCGUCAAAAAUGCUGCAAGCGUCCAGGAAAAAGAUGCUGCCGUUUCUAGUGCAAAUGUUGGGAAUUCUCCACCUCUCGCAACCUUCCCAUCCACAGGUGCAGUAAGACAGCCGGCCACUACUAUGCCACAUGUUGGCAAUUUAUCAGCUGAUGUGAAAGUUCAAAAUUCAGCAUAUCGUACCAAUCAGCCCAUUAACUACGUUAAGCCACUUCCAAGCUCCUUGCCAGUGGGCUUCUCUGCUCCUUUCUCUCAAAGUACUGGACAAACUGAAUUGUUUUCUGGGAAUACACGUGAACUACCGCAGAACACAGCAGUUCCAUGUGCUGGUGGUGAUGUACCACCAAACUCGGGAACCGGUCAUCAGUCGUCCGCUGUGGAGUCCAGGCCUUUAACCCAGCAGCCCAUGGCUGUGAAUAAUUACCCGUCAAUGCCAGGUUUCCCAUUAUUUCCUUUCGGAAAUCUUCCAUUUCUCAAUACUGCAAAUGUUGCUUUACUUAAUCAGAGCCUACUGGCAAUGGCAUCUUUAGGUAGAAUGCCCCUUCCAAUAAUUCCUGGACCCUCUAGUGGUGUGCUGAGCUCACCACAAGGAAGAGGGAAUGCGAUGUACUCAGGAAUGCCGUCGUCACAUAGCAUGAAAACCAUCGAUGGCAGUGGCGUAACAACAAACGUUGGCACUCUGCCCACUUCUUCACUCAUUGGUCAUCCAGGAGCACCAGGGGUAGAUAAUGCGUCGGGAAUGGGGCCUCACCCGUUGCAGUCAUCCCAAGCAGGAGUUGUCACCAGUGGCAGUUCUCAAGCAAUGCCACAGCUAAAUUGGCUAUCCGGACUUCCGCUUGCAGCAGCCAUUCAAGCAUCAGGGUAUCCACUGCAGCCUUCACAGUUAGGCCCUCCAAACGGUUCACAGUCUACAGUACAAGCCAUGCCACCAGUUGGUGGGUCUGCAGGAAUUUCUUUGGGAAUGCCCAUGUCAGGGGCAGCAGUACAGCCCUCGCAAUGCGUAACCAACACCAGUUCGUUAUCUUCGAUGGGUUCCAUGCUACCACUACAAGUAAAAGCUUUAACAGGAAUGCCAAACGUGUUCGGUGCAGGCCUUUCUCAAGCAGGCCUUGCCGCUAUUCCUCAAUCCUCAGCGCUAGAUACGUCACAGCUGCUUGGAUUACCGUUACCUUUGGUCAACUCGCAAGUACUCUUUAACAUGAACGCGCAGAUGGCCUCUUUGGGAGUGCCAUUGGUAAACCCUUCGGUAAACCCUUUGGAUGACAGUCAGACAACAUUGAAAUUACAGUCUGGGCUGGUAGCGUCGCAAAUUCAAACCAAUGGAGAUGCUCACAAAGUGAAUACAGUCAAACAACCUGGCUCUGAGGUACAAAAACCAGCGGAGCUGAGGAUUGAAGAAGGAAGAGAAUGUAGUGGUUUUAGGCCGAAAGCUCCAUCCUUGAGAAGGCCAUCUACAGGUAAUUCUGAAUGAUUGACAAAACGUUUAGAGCAUGUUGUGUUAGAUUUUCGCGUACUAUCAUGUAUUAGACAGAUAUAGCAAAGGUAGUAGGGAGCUUUAGCAACAGCGUUUGUGAUCGACGGACGUCAACCGGAAGUGGACUUUUUUGCAUCAUUGAGCAGUGGUUUGGCUCAAACGCUCGGGUAAAUCGUCUUUAUAAGAGAAAAGAACCUUAGAAAUACAGAUUAGUUAGCGUCAAGGCAUACAUAUAGUGAGAAGACCUCACUUCCGGUUGACGUGCAUCGCUCAAAAACGCGGUUGCUUAAACUCCCUAGUGAUCCAACAAAAACGGCAACAAGACCAAUUGUAAGUGCCGGUAUUUUUGGAUUUUAACGUCUCGUGCACGAGACAGCCUUCGCUACAUUUUGCAACCCCCCCCCCCCCCCCCUCCACCCUUAUGAAAUCUAGCGUGGUAAUAGCUAAUUCUACCGACAUACCAGAAUUUUUCAAGAAAUGGGCAGUCCAGGCCAGGUAGAGCUUAAGGUCCACCUGACUGAAAUUGCAGCAGAACUGAAUUUUUGAGCUUUUGUCCCUGUUUGCUCGGUAGAUAAAUUUGGGUGGCGAAUCCAUGAAUUGCAACCUCGCCAGCCACAUAACACUGGUCGUUUUUGAGCUUGCGCGUCAGAACUUGUCAAUGUUGUACCGAAUUGCACUAUGGGUCUAUUUAAGGUGCGCCCAGGAAACGGCAGCAAAAGUCCCGACCCAGUCUCAAGGGAAGACCUUAGGUCCAGCGGUUUUAGUGAAAACAAGGGUUUGGGUCAAGGGGUGCUCAGUCUUGCGGGUCCAUAAAAACUGGUCUCGGUCGUUCUUAUUUAAGGAUUUUCAGUCUCAAGCGCCUUCUCAAAAUGGCCUUUUCGUCUUCUGUAUCUUUGAGUUUGUUCAGCUUAUUGUGCCACGUAUUUGAAAGGUCGUUAACUUUAUACCUUUGUUGAAUUUAAUACGGAAGUACUAAAUUUCCCUCCAAAUUAGAUGAGUAAGUAUGGCAUGAUAGUCCUUGCAUGCAGUACUACCUAAACAGACUUUUCACAUUUUCAACAUUAACAAGUUAUAUAUGGUAUUCAAAAAUAGGUUCUUAUUCCUUAUUUUUGGCAGUACCUAAAGUUAUCCAACAUCAGACAUUAAAGUAAAUGAGGCUGCCUACACCAGCUUUGCUGUUGCCAAGAUGCUGAGGUUGAGACCUCGUCAAGUUUGCAUGGUUAUCAGAAAGGAAUAUGUCACUGCGUUUGCUUUAAAAGCAGAAUAG
This is a messenger RNA of Porites lobata, 15580 nucleotides long. The record is from the annotation of a GenBank genome assembly. Lineage: Eukaryota; Metazoa; Cnidaria; Anthozoa; Scleractinia; Poritidae.